GGGGCCAAGACGGUGCGAGAGGCGAUACCUGUCGCCGACUAUCACAUGCGCAGUGAAGACGAAACCGAAGAUGCCAUGGACGAGAGCAAGAACAGCAUGGAUGAGAGUCAAGCCACAGAGUCUGAUGGAAGCGACGAAGAAGUCGAGCCUUCGGUACAAGAAGACAUCAACCGUUUCGAACAGUCCUUCAAGAACAUUUCAACUCGCUUCCGCCUGAUCAAUCGCAUCGGAGAAGGCACCUUCUCGACCGUCUACAAAGCCGAAGAUCUCCUCUACGACAAGUUCAAGAACGACUGGAACAAAGUCACCUUCUCACCAGAAGCAAAAGCAUCUCGAGACCGGCCACGAGCCCGGUAUGUCGCCAUCAAGAAAAUCUACGUCACAUCAUCGCCUAUGCGCAUCUUCAACGAACUCGAACUGCUGCACGACCUGCGAGACUCGGCGAAUGUCUGUCCACUCAUCACCGCGUUCCGCCACCAAGAUCAAGUCGUAGCCGUUCUGCCAUACUUCCAACAUCGCGACUUCCGGGACUACUUCCGUGACAUGACCGUCAACGACAUGCGUGUCUAUUUUAAGCAACUCUUCACCGCUGUGCAAGCCGUCCAUGAGCACCAGAUCAUCCACCGCGAUAUCAAACCCACAAACUUCCUCUACUCGCCCACUACGCAGAAGGGUGUCCUCGUCGAUUUUGGUCUGGCAGAAAGAGAAGGAACAGACUGGCAUCACUGCAAUUGCCAGUAUUCAUCAGAAGAUCGCCGCUACCGUGUGCAAAACUCUCUCUACUCAUCCAUCCGUACACAAUACCGCGAUGCUGGCCAACUACCGCCACCUCCCGCAUAUCCCAAAGAAGACUCUCGAAACUCUCGCAGAGCGAACCGUGCAGGCACCAGAGGUUUCCGCGCCCCCGAAGUCCUGCUCAAGUGCACAUCGCAGGCUUGUAUAAUCGACAUCUGGAGUUGUGGCAUCAUCCUCCUUACUCUUCUCAGUCGCCGCUUCCCCUUCUUCCACUCUGCCGAUGACAUUGAUGCUUUCAUAGAGUUGUGCAGCAUUUUUGGCAAGCGUCGCAUGAAUGAAGCUGCUCUCCUACACGGCCAAGUCCUCCAAACAAACAUUCCUACGAUCAGCGAAAAUGGCCACAGCUGGGAGAAGAUUCUGCUGUGGUGCACGGAACGUCGCAAGACCGACUUGCCCCUGACGGAUGAGGAGAAGGAAGCCGUACAGUUCAUGUCCCUCUGUCUCGAGCUCGAUCCUUCAAAGCGCAUAUCAGCCGAAGAAGCACUCGAGCAUCCCUUCUUAAAUAUUGACACUUCUGAAGCCUAUCCUGACAGGAAUGAAGAUGAUUGAUCACAACCAAGCGUUCCUUCAAUUAUCGAUUGGCGGCUAUGAAGAGAAUAAUUCUGUCUGAAAAAAAGCAAUGAUACCACGACAUGGGAGUCACAGAACGGAAAAAUAGCAUCAUCCUGGAGUUUUGGGUUCUUCUUCCACCUGUACAUAUUUUUGUUACCAUCACGAUGUUAUUUGUUAUUCAAAAACAUUUUGUCACCUGCGACCGUGACUAGACAUUUAAAGUACAGGUCCACCACUGCUUCUUGCUACCUGAGACAAUCUUGAAGUUUUGCAAAAAGCAUUCCCAAGCUCGUUGUACUCUUAAUCUCUCCAGGCACCCCAGAGUCGUGUCUACUUGCUUGCAGGUGAUCACAAAGUCUGUAUUUGUUGAACUGAGAAGAACAAUUGCAAACUUAGUAGAAGUUCCAGAAAAGCAUGAAAGG
Aureobasidium pullulans EXF-150 is the source of this 1769-nucleotide messenger RNA. Its product is annotated as kinase-like protein. Gene Ontology annotation, biological process: protein phosphorylation; mitotic DNA damage checkpoint signaling. NCBI's taxonomy places the organism in Eukaryota, Fungi, Ascomycota, Dothideomycetes, Dothideales, Saccotheciaceae. Gene Ontology annotation, molecular function: protein serine/threonine kinase activity; ATP binding. The record is from RefSeq and is a predicted model, not a curated record. The transcript is spliced from 2 exons. The coding region runs from base 46 to 1344 and encodes 432 amino acids. Gene Ontology annotation, cellular component: nucleus.